Messenger RNA from Chiroxiphia lanceolata (lance-tailed manakin), 5801 nucleotides. It is a transcript of the gene CEP152, whose product is annotated as centrosomal protein 152. Gene Ontology annotation, biological process: centriole replication. Bases 488 to 5503 code for a protein of 1671 amino acids. Gene Ontology annotation, cellular component: centrosome. Lineage: Eukaryota; Metazoa; Chordata; Aves; Passeriformes; Pipridae. The record is from RefSeq and is a predicted model, not a curated record. The transcript has 27 exons.
GGCGGCGGCUGAGCUCGCCUCGCGCCUCCGGGGCUGCCCCGGCCCGGCCCGGCCCGGCUCUCCGGGGCUGGUCGCGGCUCUCUCGUGCGGCUGCCUCCGCUCCCGGGCUGGGAAGGGCUCCAAGGAAAGGGGAGAGGGCGGGUGGUCGUGUGCGGCUUGUGCGGGGCUGGGGGGCCGUGGUGCCUCAGAGCCCCCUUUGAGGGGUCCCGGGUGUUACAGGGGGUGUACAGACAGGUACCGGCGUUUAACUCGCAAAUUAUGCUCCAGUAAAGCUCACUUUUUGCCAAGUGGAGAUUUCAGAAGGUGCUACACCUGUGUGCUCAAAGGAGGAUCUUCAUCAGGGAGUAAGUUACCCUGCAACCCAAUGUAGGCCAGCACUGAUAUGCUGUAGCUGAGUGUGAACUCCCUGCUCAGCGUAGAGGAGCCCUCGGGAGUCUCUUCAUUAAGCAGUGAAAUCUGGAACUGACAGGAUACUUUUGGGAUUUUCAUGGUUUUGCUGGAUACACAGAAACGUUGCUGGAAAACAAUGUCCCUUGACUUUGAUAGUGGAGCUCUACAAACACAACAUGAAGAUGAAGACUAUGACCAAGAAGAUUAUGCAAGAGAACAAGAGUUGCAACAACUGUUGACAGACCUUCCCCAUGAUAUGCUGGAGGACAGUGGAGACCAGCUCUCCAGCUAUUCAGACUGCAGCAUUCAGGAGACUGAGCAGCAAUCACAUGAGCCUGGGAAGCACGAUGGGAGGUGGAACGAUCAUCCAUUGAUAAGUGAUCCUCAAAAUGGCUAUGAACAAGGACAAAAUAUGUACCCUGAACAAUUCUUGUGUGACCAGCAAAAUGAUGAAGAGAAGAAACUUUUAUAUGAUGUUAAGGAAGAUUACCGUGGCCAGAACGGUCAAGAGGAUCCUGAUGAUGUGUAUCUUGGUAGAGAUGGGUUUAACUCUCCAAGUUGCUACCAACAGAACAAUGUGUAUCAUCUUCCUGAAAACUUCAGGCCAUAUACAAGUGGUCAUAAACCAGAGUUUAACAAUCAGCAAAAUAAAAUAAUAAAUUUUCCAGAUGCUCCAAAGGAACAUCUUAAGCAAUUUGUUGCAUCCGAUGUUGUCAAUGGCCAAUCACCAGAAUCUUACAAAGUGACUUACAAACCAUACCAAAAUGGCAUUCAUCAAAGUGCUCCAGUAGUCCAAGAAGGAAACAGAAGAAAUGAAGUGUUUGAAGAUUUGCAACGUGAAUUCUUGGCCAAUGAUGAAAAUUCUUCAGAAAAUAUGCAGAUUCUUCAACUUCAAGUUCUAAAUAAAGCAAGAGAAAGACAACUGGAAGAACUUAAUGAAAAGCUAGAGAAGAGUGCACAGCAGAUUAGGUAUUUAAAUCAUCAGCUUUCGAUGGUCAAAGAUGAAAAGGAUGGUUUGGCUCUUAGUCUUCAUGAGUCUCAGAAACUCUAUCAGAAUGGAAAAGAACGGGAAAUGCAUCUUGAAGGUCAAAUCAAGGCCCUUGAAACUCAAAUCCAGACUCUUACUGCCAAUGAGGAGCAGAUGCUGAAGCAAUCCAAGGUGGCAGAGGUGGCCAUGGAGAGCUUGCAAAAGCAGCUGUUAGAACUUCAGCGAUCAGAUGCCCUUCAGCGAGCCAGAGAACAACAUGAGACCAUUGUUUCAGCACUGAAGCAGAAGUAUGAAAAGCAAGUACUAUCAUUAGAGCAGAAACUUGAUACUACAAAAUCUGCACUCAGAGAGCAGAAAGAGCUUUGCAAAAAUCUAGGAGACCAUGUUAAGCAACUUGAAAAAAGGCUGGAAGAAACCAAAUGUGAAAAAACAGAAAUAAUAAAUCGACUGACAAGAAGCCUAGAAGAAAGCCAAAAGCAAUGUGCAAAUUUACUGCAAACAGGCUCAAUGCAGGAGACAAAUCAGUUACGGUUUCAGUUGCAACAAGCUCAGUCUGCACACAUGAUGAGCAAUGACAUGAACAAGGCUUUGCAGGAAGAAUUAAUGGAACUGAAGGAAGAAAUAGCUUUGUAUGAAUCUGCUGCCAAGCUUGGAGUAUUUUUGAAUGAUGCAAGUGGAGAGCAGCAUAUGAACCUGGGUGAAUCUUAUGUAGAUUUGGGAAUUAAAAAAACCACUGGGAAAAAACCAAAGUUCUGCAGUGCAAUACAGAACAGAGACAUGGAUAAAGAACUCUCCAAAGAUGAAAUUAUUGUAGAAUUAAAAGCUGAACUGGAACGUUUAUUAAACAGUAAUAAAAUGAAGAGAAACCAGAUUACUCAGGUACAAAAUGAUCUUAAAGAUUGCCAGAAGACACUAGAGGAAUACAAAUUGAAAGCAGAAAAAGCAUCCAAAGAGUCAGAGCCUGUCACAAAUCUAACUGAUACUUCAGUGGCUAGUCCUUUGGUUUCUGAUAAUCUAAAGGAAGAAGUUCUGAGACUCAAAAAGGCUAAUGAAGCUUUGCUACAGGAAGUUGAGGCCCAUGCUUUGACUAUUGAAGAACUGAAGGAAAGUGAGGAAAAACUGAAAAGCUUAAAUCAAGAUCUCUGUUGUCAGAUGAGAAAGAUGGUUCAAGAUUUUGAUCAUGAUAAACAAGAAGCCAUUGACAGAUGUGAAAGAACUUACCAGCAACAUCAUGAAGAUACAAAGGCACAUUUUGAGAAAGACCUGAUGGAGAGGUUUGCUGUGGAGAAGCAGCAGCUUAUUCAGACCUAUGAAGAGACAAUCUCACAGUUUAAGGCUAAUAUAGAGGAGCUGAACAAAGAGAUGACUGCAGUGAAGGAAUGUUACAUUGGAGUCUGUGGGGAGAAGGACACCUUGGAAGCUACUUUAAGGAAGAAGUUUGAACAAGAGCAGCAGUUGAAGGAAGAAAAGCUCAAGAAACAGCUACUAGAAGAAAAAGAAGUCUCUCUUAAACUUCUGAGGAGUGAGCUUGAAGAGAAACACAGCAGGUCAAUGAUAGCAGCAAAGAGGAAGUGGCUGGAAGAAAAAGAACAGCAGGUUGAAGAGAAAGUUGCAUUAGCUAAAGUUCACUGGGAGAAGGAAGAAAAAGAGAAUAAAGAACAAGUCUUUGCAAAAAUAGAAAGAGAAUGGCAAAGUAGGCUGGAAGAAAUGAGAAGAACUGUAGUUGAAUGUAAUGACUGCAGCUGCCAAACUGACCAAGUAACAGCUGUGGAUGACAUUCCAACUAAAGAGUUAGAAGGGACUGUUGAAGACCAGAGGCUGCAGAUCCAGAAGGCUCAGAGAGAAAAUAUGGCCUCUGAAGAGGCCUUAAAAGAAUUUGAAUUAGAACUGGAAAAUAAAUACCGUAAAAAUCUUGCCAGCCAGGUAGAUGCAGCUUUAACCCAAGCUCGUGCCAAGUGGCUGCAAGAAUUAACAGACCUCAAAGAAUACAAACUAAAUCUAAAGAUAGAACAAGAAAAAUGGGAAAAAGAACACCAAGAGACCACAGCAAAGCAGUUAGCCCUAGUUCUCUCAGCUGCUGAGGAGAAAUGGAAGAAAGAACAUGAGAGUACAGAGAGAUCUGGACCAAGAGUGAAAGAACUUGAAGAAAAAAUAAUUUCUCUCAGGAAGGAAUUGGAGCUAAAGAAAGAAGAAAUCCCUGCAGCCAUCAAAGCAGAACUAGCAAAGGCCCGUGCACAGUGGAACAAAGAAAAGCAAGAGGAAAUCCUGCAGAUACAAGAGCAAAAUGAGAGAGACUACAGAUCAUUCUUGGAUGAUCACAGAAACAGGAUUAAAGAGGUACUUGCAACAGCAAGGGAGGAUCUUGCAAAGCAGAAAAAUGAUCUCUCCAUUCAGAAAGAAGCAGAAUUAAAGAUGUUACUAAACCAAAAGCAGCAAGAAUGGGAGGCUCAGGAAGCCAAGAGACUGCAGGAUGAAGUUAAUCGCUAUGAGGAGAAGACUCUGGUUGAGCUUGAGUAUCUGUUGAGUGAACUUCAUGAGAAACUAGUCAAGUGCACACAUAGUCAGCAUUCUUUGAAGGAUGAGUGUUUUGACUCUCAUGUUCAAUUAAACAGUCAGUGCAAAGACAAACUGAAGGCCUGCUUACAGAAAGCCUAUAGGACCACAGUUUGCACAAUUCUGGAAAAGAAAGAGCAAGAAUGGAAAGAGAAAUAUGAAGAGUUAGUGAGUAAUGCAAAUAAAGAAUCAUACCCUUACCUGCAAUACGGUGCAGGAGACACUGGGGACAUGGCCGGAACUCCUUUGUGCAGUGUUGGACACCAAGCAGAAGCACAAAGGAGAUUAAGAAGACGGACAUCCUUGCAGGAAACUGGAACAGACAAAGAAAAUGAGAAGGCUCUAAUUACAGAAGACUCUGAGAUGAAGACUAAACUGAAUGACCAGGGGUCACCACCAAGGACACUGUCAAAGGGAGGCGUCUCAAAACCUUGUGCAUCCUCUGACUCUGUGAGAGGUCUGGAAGAAAUGCGUGCUCACUACAUCAAAGCUGUGAGCAAGAUUAAGUGCGAUAUGCUUUGUUACAUCCGUGAAAGCAAGGAACGAGCUGCCGAGAUGAUUAAAGUGGAGGUUCUGAGAGAGCGCCAAGAGACGGCACGGAAAAUGCGCAAAUACUAUUUGACAUGUCUUCAACAGCUCCUGACUGACAAUGGGAAACAUGAAGGAGCUGAAAAGAAAAUAAUGAAUGCUGCCAGUAAGCUGGCUGCAAUGGCUAAGGGACUUGAAACGCCUCUUCGACACAUUCCCCAGGGCAAAUCUACCCGCUCAGCUCUGCAUUUAGUUUCUGAGCCUGGAGCUGAGUGCUCCAAAAGAGAUCGGACCAGGUCAAACCAUAUGGAAAGCAAAUCAUGUGGUGAAAGCAGUACUGAGACAGCCAGUGAUAAAGUUGUCCAGAAGUGUGUGCCACGUGACUUGAGACAGCAGUUUGAUGCAACACAGACCGUAACUCAACAUAUGCUUCGUGAAACAGUGACUGCGGGUGUUCAGAAUAAUUCUAAAAGUCUGGAUCGUGCUUCCAGAGGUGCUCUACCAGAGUUUUAUCCAAAUGAAAAUGGAAGAAGAGAAAAAUAUGGCCCUAUUGUAAAUGUAGACAAAGGACCUUUGCAUGCUGCGAGUAAUACAGCACAUCAGAAUGCUCCUCCAUCUGCUUGUCAGGGAACAUUAGAACAUAUGCAGGAACCCAGAGUUACAAAUGGCCACACCAGCUCUGGGCCAGCUCAUCACAUGCUUAAGGGCAAGAAUGGAAGAACAGUCUCAAAAGAGGAUAAAUAUAUCCAAUCAUGUGGAAAAUGGAAAACUAAGUCUAAGAGAACUCAGGAAUUUAAUUUUAAAGACACUCCAGGAAGAGAUGAAGGAAGCAGCAGUGAAUGGAGUUCUGGGAAUGGAAGCCUGUAUCUGGAUUGUGGUGAUUUGCCUCUCUUGUAUCCUCAACAAAAAGCCAGUAGUAAUGUUCAAGCACAGACUGUAUAUUAUGAAGAGUUUCCUCACAUCAGGUCAUCUUCCCCUGCAGAUGAAAACGUUACUUCUUGGAGAGACAUUUCUAGUGGCAGUGGCAAGUUUCUCAGCACAUAAAGCAGCACAAAAGUUUACAGUAGAGACCAGCAGAUAACAAACACAGAGCAUGCUUCAAUCCUCAACUCUGGCAAAUCAAAUUCUGCUGUCCCACAACCCAAAGCAUCAUCAGAUUCAGAUGGAGGAAAAUGCUGCAACAAAUGCUUGGAGAAAAAUGGUGUGGGAUCCCAAGUCUCAUCAGCAAGAUAAUGAUUUUUAAUAGUCCACUUUCUAACUUGAACUGAUACCAGAAAUUCCUUGUUUGAAGGAAAAGAAGAUUAACUUGAUGUUUAAAUAAAAGUGUGAGGAUUGAGGAAAA